AUGGCAAGCCAGCCUCUCCAAUCUCGCUCAUGGCUCAUCCUGGGUUCCAUGAGGCCAGUAGCCCCACCCCCAGCACCUGCGGCUGCGUCAACAGCUCCUGAUGCUCAGCCUCAGGCUCAAGCUCAACCUCCUGCCCCUCCGCCUAUUUUCCGACCCACAUUUGGUCAGGCAAUUAGGCCAACAACCCCGCCUCAGCAGCCUCCGCCGCCUCCGCCGCCUCCGCCACAACCACCCACUGCUGCUACUGCAGCUCCACCUUUCCGGGUUGGGAAUGUUUCAUCGGUUCCGUCUAAUCCGAGUCAGAACACCACACCUCCUUCUGAGAAAAUCAAACCACCUUCUCCUUCCCCAUCUUCUCUAACUCUGCCUCCUGCCCACGUAAAAUCCACUCCUGAGCCGAUUGAGCAGAAGACCAUGCUCAUCGAAAAGCCCAACCCACCAUUCAAGCCAUCCAAUGGUGGACUGCAAUAG
Vitis riparia (riverbank grape) is the source of this 471-nucleotide messenger RNA. RefSeq names its product proline-rich receptor-like protein kinase PERK9. The record is from RefSeq and is a predicted model, not a curated record. Bases 1 to 471 code for a protein of 156 amino acids. The transcript has a single exon. Lineage: Eukaryota; Viridiplantae; Streptophyta; Magnoliopsida; Vitales; Vitaceae.